Molecule: messenger RNA, 1936 nt
Organism: Sesamum indicum (sesame)
Lineage: Eukaryota; Viridiplantae; Streptophyta; Magnoliopsida; Lamiales; Pedaliaceae
Source: RefSeq, a predicted model, not a curated record
AACGAAAUCGGUUGUGAUUAAUGCAGGCUCAUGUGAAGUUUGGUGCUAGAAUGUUGAUAGCUUAAUUGAUAUCGUCAGUUGAUCCACUGUUGAAGCUUUAUUCUUUUUAUCCUCAUUAUUUUUUUCAGACAUUAGUUCGUCUUGAAAUAUUUUUCUCUUUCCUCGUAAAUCUUAGUGUUAUUGAAGAAUUUAAAUCUAAAUGAUAUUUCGAUUUUAGGAUGAGAAGAAAUCAGUUAAAGGUUUAGUGGAAGAUUUUAAUGAUAAUCAAAGUUGUAUUUUAAUUUAGUGUUUCAUUUUAUAUAUUAUAUGUUAUGUAUUCAUGUCAUAUGCAUAAAACUCAAAUUAUUUUAAAUUUAAUUGUGUAUUAUAGAAUUUGGAUAGAUCAGUAGUUACUCUGAAACAUGCAGUGGACAUGUGGGGACUAGGGCUCAGUUUGGCGUGCUUUUGCUUCUCAGCCCAGCAAACAAACCAGCACCUUCUCUAUGUGAAGUCAGCUUUCAAUUUCCGGCAAAAAGUAUAUAUGCUGUCUUCACUCUUGAGUGUCCCCACCCCACACUCAACGUGCCUCACCAAACACUGCCUCUUCUCUCUUUGCCCUCUGAGAAUACCACUUCAAAAUCCAUAAUUGUCACUCAUUUGAAAGGAAGAGAAGAAGGGAAAAAAAUCCCAUGAUUUUUCAGAUUACAAGAUCAGAACUGAUCACUAGAUUAACAGAAGAUCAGCAAUCGCAAAGAGAACGUACAACUGUUUAAUAGAAGAUUUGAAGGAAAAGAAUAUGCCCUUUGAACAUGCUAAAAGCGGGUGCACGCUUUAACCUUCAACACUUGAGUAAAAUUCAAAGUUGGAGCCAAUGAUGCUGCUGCCAUUUGCAGAACGAGAAUGUCUUCUUGUCCCGCUGACUUGUCACAUCGUCUGAUCAUUACAAAGCCUGCUGCCCAUUUUCCUUCUUCCUCUCCCCACAGUAAAAAAGGAGCCCAAUGAGUCAAUGACACUCACCUUUCAGUCAAAAAGAUGAGAGAAUAUGAUCAAUUACAGGCAGUCUGGUUUGCAGCUGGAAUGGCUGCCUUUAUCGCUUGCAUUGAACGUGCAGCAGUCGAGUCCCUCUUCACCCAUUGGCGCGUGUGGGCGUUCUUGGCGCUGAACCUUUUGCUCUUAGCUAUUUUAUUCACCUCUAAAUCUCAAAUCCCAGCAAACGAAAUUGAUGAAGAAACUGAUGCUGAUUUGGAAAUCAACAGUAAGAAGAGAAUUAGGCUACAAUCAAGACCAGUUAUAUCUGUUAAUGAUGGCAGUGAGAAUGUGAAGUUGCUGAACAGUGGAGAGUGUCCGGAGUACGAAAGAAGUAAUGUAGAGGAUCAUGGGAAGGAAGAAGCCCAGGAGCAGCUGUCAAAGGAGGAACUUAACCAAAGAGUUGAGGCAUUCAUAACUAUGUUCAGGCAGCAUUUGGUCUCUGAUGCAAAGGGUAAGAGCUUUCCACUACAUUCAAGUCAAGUGAACUCUCCUCGGCGCCUAUCUUUUUCACAUAGUAAGGAGCAUGUUAGUAUGUGAGGAGAUAGGUAAGUGAGUAAUACUACAGUCGGAAUCAGGCAUUUCUUGAUUGAGGUUAUUGUUUAUUAUUUGAGGCUGACAUUUUAAUGGAAGUUGCAAGAGAGGAUUGUAAUAGUAGAAUCUGCCUGAAAGAGAAGGGGCUGAAACCAUUGAAUGCAUAACUCUUCCGUGCUGAAUUGUGAAAUAUGUCACGUUAGGCUAAAGUGGUCUCUAUCUGAUUCUUCUUCUCCGGAUGAAGUUAUUCUGUUCUAUAGGUAGUGUUUAAAGAAAAUAUUUAUCCACAUCAAUCAAGGAACAAGUAUGAUAUACUUGUGAUAUAAUUGGUCAUUUUUCUUAAAUUGUAUACCCGUUAUACAAUAAGUGUAUCUAAUUAAUUCAAAUAUUGACUAAA